GGACGGGAAGACGCGGCGUGGCCCACGCGAAAUAUCGCCGACGCCACGAGACGAGUUUUUGUCGCGCUUUCCCGGGCCGACGGAAGGCCUUGCUCGCGUGACAUUCAUCUCUGCGCGAGCAUUCAGACGCGCACUUGACUCGCGUGUCGGCGCUACCGACUUCCGGGCGAAGACAAGCCCAUGUGGACGGCCACGGCGGAUGCCACGAUCAGUCCGUGAUCAAGCGUGUUCUUGGCGUGCCUGUAGCUCAUACGCUCUCGCACGUCGUAGAUCUUUUCACCCCGGCUACUCCCCGCCGCACCAUCCGGACUCCGUUGUCGCGUCACCAUGGCCGAUCUAGACGAUUUUUUCGCCAAGAAAGACCGUAAGAAGGCCAAAGGCAAGAAAUUUACCACGACCGACGAGGUCGCCAAGAAGCUAGAAGAAACGGGCAAACAACGACUUGAGAAGCCCAAGCCGAAGGAGAAGCCAGCGAAUCCCGAAGGCGAAGAAUCCCAGCACACCGAGGAUGAAGACGAGUGGAAGGAAUUCGAAGAAGAAAAGAAAGACUACAGUGGUUUGAAAAUUGGACAUUUAACAAUAAAUGAUAGUGUCGAUGUGGAAUCAGACGACGAAAGGGGUACCUUCGAAGUUGGUUCUGAUGGCGAGUGUAUCGAGGGUGGCACAAAGUACACGGGACCAUGGAAAAAACCAGAGAAGGUGCCAGAAGCACCAGAAGUGGUACCGACACCUCCUGCUGCACCACCCGUUGCCGCCUCUACUGGAAGUAGUUACAAAGCACCACACUUACGAAACCAACCUACAUUUGCUAGUCCACGACCACGAGGAAGAAAUGUUGCACCUGAUAUAAAUAGUGAAGAAUACUUCCCUACCUUGAGCUCUAAGCCCCAGCAAAAUAAUGGUAGCAGUCCUUGGGGAAGACGUCAACAUGCCUACAGGCGGCGAGACGAAGGAGCAUUUGAAGAAGUUCGCAAUCGAGGUGGCAGUAGAUCGUACAAUGUGCCAGAGUCGCAAACUCAAACACCCAAGCUCUCCCUCGGUAACAAGUACGGCGCCCUGUCGCAAGACCAGAGCUGAAAACACCUAUCUCAAUGGAAUCAAACAACAUGCAAUCAAUAUCACACCGUCGCCCCUUCUCGCUUCAUGGCCCAACUUUGCCGUGAAAAUCUAUUUUCUAGACUAGGACGCAGUGUAUAUUAUAGAAUGUGUAUACACAUACACGCGCCCCGACUUUACAAAAUUCCGGGGAUGCUAAUUCCGGUUCUCCCAUUGAUGAUUUUAAAAUGAUCGCGGGAUGGAUCAUUGAUCAUAGAUAUUUGCACACACGUGCGCUCAUGGACUUCGUAACUAAAACUCGAAAUGAAUAUCGUGCGCAAGCUUAUUUUCAUACCAUGUAGACAACGUGAUUGGAAGUCGAUUUUUAUAUUUCAUUUUGUAAUCAGCAUAGUGUAUAGUAUGCUGCUUCCAGGAAAGCGUUAAGAUGGCGGAUGAAUGGAUUCUCGAAUCCUGGGAAAAAAAAAACGGCGGACCGGAACAACGUUGUUAUUGCGAGUAUGCAUUAUCGUUAUGCAGAUUGUAGUCUAAAGAAAAAAGUAUCGUUCGUUAAGAUAUUUUACGUGGUAUUCGCACUUUCUUUUUAUACGGUGCUACUUUUAAUUUAGCGUGCAUAAUUACUGCCACGAUUGAUGCCUUCUCAUUAAGUAUUAUCGAUGUAAAUAGGACUGAUCACGUUGACGUCCGAACACGAUAUGCUUCGAGAUCGGCACGACAACGUCGAGAUCAAAAUUUACACGAUUCAUCUGAACUUCUUGUAUAAAAGCUAUUCGCGAAUAACAGUCUCGAAUUGAAUUGCGGGAUGCUUCUUGGGCCCUUCCCUUUCUCUCUCUCCCUCUCUACAUUCGAGGGACAGUGUCGCUUCGCUCAAAAUGGCAACGUCAACGAACGAAAAUUUCUAGAUUAAUUAAGAUAUAUAUAUGUAUAUUAAUCGAAUUUCGAAGGGCUGGGCUUUGGAACGGUGCGGAAACAAUAAGUAAUGACGAAAUAAUACGAACACAACUUUGAGUGAGAGUAACGAGGGGCAAAAUAUAGCUAAUUAAAGUGUAAAACAAACUACCGUAUCGCGGUGGUGUUGUGCACAAAAUAGGAGGGAGAAAGACAUAUGCAUACACUCGUGUUAAACAUAAAAUGGGAAAAUCCUAUGUACACUUUUGUUAACAAUUGUACAAUUCUCUUUUUGUUAAUAUAAGAGUUUCUUUCUCAAGAUGAAAAAUAUGUGGUGAAUAAAUAUCGAAUCCGUUUCCUGGGGGACGAUUUCUCGUUGUUGGCGAAUCCUCCUCAGGCAGGAUGAUGCGUAUCAUUUGCAAAAUACUAUGAGAAUGCCAUAUGGAAACGGUAGAUAAUAAUAAGAAUUCUUGUGUAUAGUGUGUGAUAAAAUGUGAUUAUUUAUAAAUAAAUUUCUUAGGAUAAACUCAUACGUACUGCCUCCGAGCAUUUUUUUUUUAAAUUUGCUGUACUGUAUUUCGUCAAUCAACCGAUUCCCGAAGCGAGAAGUGCAACGCUCGAUUACUCGUAUGCGCGAGCAUCCUGAUUGAUCACCUUCUAUGAAUGUGAUCUAUAUCGGAAACAUAUUGGCUACGGAUAGACAACUGGACUGUAGUGCCAGGAGAAAUUUAACUUAAGCACGCGGCGGAAACGCGCAACACCGGUGCCUCUUGGAGACAGUUUCAAAUUGAUUUGAUUUCGCUGCGGCAACGCGGACUAGCCUGCCCUUUGUUACAGAAUAGUUGAGAUACAAUUUUAUCGCUACUGUUACAUGAGAGCGAGCGAUAGAAUGACAGGAAAUGAGAGUGUGUGAAAGUGUGGGAUGCGAGCGUACGUGACAUAUUUAAUAAAAUUCAAUUACCAAGA
Solenopsis invicta (red fire ant) is the source of this 2907-nucleotide messenger RNA. Its product is annotated as protein CDV3 homolog. The transcript is spliced from 4 exons. The record is from RefSeq and is a predicted model, not a curated record. The coding region runs from base 328 to 1077 and encodes 249 amino acids. NCBI's taxonomy places the organism in Eukaryota, Metazoa, Arthropoda, Insecta, Hymenoptera, Formicidae. Gene Ontology annotation, cellular component: cytoplasm.